Messenger RNA from Protopolystoma xenopodis, 1039 nucleotides. The record is from the annotation of a GenBank genome assembly. Lineage: Eukaryota; Metazoa; Platyhelminthes; Monogenea; Polystomatidea; Polystomatidae.
AGAUGAGCUUAAAAAGAACUACGGACGUAAUUCCUGCUAUUUAUUGGUUUCUCUAAAGGAUCUGGGCAAUUUCGACAGUUCUCUUACUCAGGAACUUGUAAAUCGGCCGACUGACUAUAUUCAUGUUUUUGAGGAAGCCGCCACUGAAGUCGUGGAGGAUUUAACAAAAUCAAGAUCUGAGUCAGAGUCAAUAAUUGACACAUGUCAAAUUCUUAUUGAUUGGGAGGCGAAUUCUGUAAGCCUGCGUGAAAUUCGCUCGGAGCAAGUUUCCAAACUUAUCAAGAUGUCAGGAAUAAUUAUUUCAGCCUCGGGGAUCCGCGCCAAGGCUGUUAAAUUAAGUCUCCAAUGUCGCUCUUGUCGUCAAUUUCUCCCAAACCUGCCUGUCAAGCCUGGUCUUGAGGGUUACACUCUUCCCAGAAACUGCCCUUCAUCGCAAAUGGGGGGCGCAGGUGCUCGCUGCCCUAUUGAUCCUUUCUUUAUCGUGCCCGAUAAAUGCCUUUGUGUGGAUUACCAAAUACUUAAACUCCAAGAAACACCAGAAACUGUCCCUCAUGGAGAGAUGCCUCGUCAUGUUCAGCUUUAUUGUGACCGAUAUUUGUGUGAGCAAGUUGUUCCUGGCAACCGGGUAACUGUUGUUGGUGUUUACACCAUCAAAAGUAUUGCAUCAUUCAAGCAAAAAUCGAGUGCUCAAGAACGUGCUAAUGUUGGAGUCAGACAGCCUUAUGUCCGUGUGUUAGGGCUUCUUAUUGAUACCGAAGGUCCUGGGCGUAGUGGCAUCGUUGGUACGAGUGCUAUAAGUAGCGAAACUGGAGCAUUUAAGUCUGGAGCUAGUUCUUUCAAUAAAUCCACUUCAACGGGCGCUUCUAGGCUUACGGAAGUCGAGGAAGAUGAAUUGCGUAGCUUGGCAGCGUCGCCAGAUGUUUUUGAUCGAGUUGCGAAUAGCAUAGCUCCUUCAAUUUACGGAAGCCUUGACAUAAAGAAAGCGAUUGCUUGUCUUCUUUUUGGUGGUUCAAGAAAGCGGUAUUCAAUUGUACUCUAA